AUGUGCUCCAGCGGCUGGUCGACGCCAGGAGAGCCACGUGGCACGUCAGGGACGGAGUGGUGUGAGAGUGAGUGGUGUGAGGGUGAGUGGUGUGAGAGUGAGAGUGAGUGGUGUGAGAGUGAGUGGUGUGAGAGUGAGCGGUGUGAGAGUGAGCAGUGUGAGAGUGAGCGGUGUGAGAGUGAGUGGUAUGAGAAAGCCGACCCCAGGGGCGUAUCCCCUUAUGCAGUCCGAGGGGCCGGACGGAGCCCUGCCUCACUGCAGGAGAGCUUGACACAGCCCCUACCACGUCUCACCCCGUCCCUCCUCGUGCUCUUCCUUCCCGUCGUCCGUCGGUCCCCCGUUUUCAGGGAAGAAGCCAUCCGCAGGGGCGUAUCCGCUUAUGAAGCCCGUGGGGCCAGACGGGGCCCUGCUCACUACACCCGGGAAGAGCUCUCUGCUGCUACGACUCACCGUGUCCCUCCUCGUCCUUCCCCGUGUCCCAUUACAGAGAAGAAGCCAUCCGCAGGGGCGUAUCCCCUCAUGAAGCCAGUGGGGCCGGACGGGGCACUGCCACACUACACCCGGGAAGAGCUUACCGCUGCCACGAGCAAUUGGACGCAGAAAAUCGGCGAAGGGGGUUUCGGGACUGUCUAUAAAGGGUACCUUCGGGGUGACAGUAGUAGCUGCAUUGGCGGCAGCAGCAGCAAUGGGAAGAGUGGCGGUGUUGGGAAUAGUGGGAGCGCUGGUGGUGGGGGGGAGGGUGGAGCAGGUGGAGAGGGGGGAGAGGGAGGGGAGGUGCUGGUUCCGGUGGCUGUGAAGAUGUGCACGAGUGGGAUCAAAGACAGCGGCAGAGAGCAGCUCAUGACGGAGGUGAUGGUGAUGACGGCAGUGCAGCAUCCGUACAUCCUCAGGCUGCUGGGGAUGGCCACUCUGGGAGAAACGCUCGCCAUGGUGUCUGAGUUUGUGCCCAACGCGGAUGUUGACCUGCUGCUGGAGCGAGUGCGCAACAGGGCGGACUCGUUUGACUGGACAGCUAGGAUGGUGCUGGCGGAGCAAGUUGGCGAGGCACUGGUGUUCAUUCACAGCAAGGGUUACAUUCACCGGGACUUCAAGGCUGCAAAUGUGCUGCUGGCAGAGGGCAUGGUUCCCAAGGUGGCGGACUUUGGAAUGGCGAGGCUGAUAGACGACUGGAAGACACAUGUCACGACGCGAGUGGGCGGCUCUCAGGGGUACAUCGACCCCAACUACUUCUCCACUGGGUUCCUCACCAACCAUUGUGACACAUAUGCCUUUGGCAUCUUCCUCCUAGAGCUCAUGUCAGGCGAAUGUGCGGAGGAGAACGGCUUUAAGGCGAUAAGAGUGGCAGCAGAAGAGCGCCUUAUACCGCUAGAGAAGCUUACGAGGGUGGUGAUGGACAAGACCAUGGCGGGGCAAUGGUCUGAGGAGCAUGUAAUGUUGGUGCUAAAGAUUUUCCGGUUGGCUGUGUGUCUCAAGAGUGGUUAG
Closterium sp. Naga37s-1 is the source of this 1482-nucleotide messenger RNA. Lineage: Eukaryota; Viridiplantae; Streptophyta; Zygnematophyceae; Desmidiales; Closteriaceae. The record is from the annotation of a GenBank genome assembly.